AUGGCACUUCCAAAGAUCGUGUCGGGCUUCACAGUCCUUCCAGUCGCAUACCCUCAUUCAACGCAUAUCAUAUACGCAAGGGCACAUGCAUCCUCCUCAAAGUCCUCGAAACCGACCUUUCCCCCGGACAGAACGCUCUUUCUCGUCAACGUACCCGUAGAUGCUACGGAACGUGAAUCUCGGGUGAUAUUCGAUCAGAAUGAUUUGGAUGACACAGAGCUGCAGGGGGAUGCAUCGGGGAGUGGGAGUGAUGCCCCGGACUCAUCUAUGGAAGUCGACGCCGAAGAAAACGCAGAAACUCGACCUCGAAAAAAUCGCAAAGACAAAAAGAAGGAUGAACCGGCACCCCCUACUGUAGUCCCACUGCCUACUAGCCCUCAUCGCACCCUUCGCAAAACCGGCGCCGUCGCACACCUUGUCUUCCUCGAUUCGUCUUCGCUUUCAAAGGCGCUCACACCCCUACCAAAAGCACGCUCUUGGCCAUCAUCUGAAGAACUGAGAGGGUUGGCUCGCUACCGUGCUCUCUACGAUGAACAACGACCCCCUCUGGACAUCGUCAAGGCACAUGCGGACACCGCCAUGGAACUCUAUGAGUUCGAGCUCGCCAAGAGUAGACGACAGUCGGCCUAUCGCAAAGGAGAGGCGAUAGUGGACGAGGACGGUUUCACUCUGGUCACUCGUGGAGGAGCGUAUGGUAAAACGCUUGGCGGUGGCGUUGGCGUUGCCAACAAGCAGUUCCAGGCUACUGGGAAAACUGGCAGUAAAAAGAAGAAGGAAUCAAAGGAGAAAGUGUCGUUCUACGCGUUCCAAAAAGCGGAAAAACAGCGAAAAGCUAUCAUGGAUCUCAAGAAAAACUUCGAGGCAGACAAAGCCCGAAUAGAGAAAUUGAAGCAGUCCCGUCGUUUCAAGCCUUACUGA
Molecule: messenger RNA, 918 nt
Organism: Pisolithus orientalis
Lineage: Eukaryota; Fungi; Basidiomycota; Agaricomycetes; Boletales; Pisolithaceae
Product: ribosomal RNA-processing protein 7-domain-containing protein
Exons: 4
Coding region: 1-918 (305 amino acids)
Biological process (GO): ribosomal small subunit assembly; rRNA processing
Cellular component (GO): CURI complex; UTP-C complex
Source: RefSeq, a predicted model, not a curated record